UUCGUAAACAAUGUCACGGCUUAAAAACUUUCUAAAAGAAAUAAAUGUAUUUGAGUUUGAUUGUUGAUAUCAGUUUUAUAACUUAUCUUUUUUAGAGGCACUUGUGAGUGGUUGAUUUAAAGUAAAAUUAUUAUCUAACUCAAUAGUGCUGCAAACAUUUUAAAUUAAUCUCUCAUCUAGUAGUCAACUACUACUCAGUAUUGUUGAGGAAAUAGUUCGUGUCACAUAACGUUACGAAAUAAAGUAGAACCAGUUUUUGCAAACUCGCCAACGGGCUUAAAGAUGCUUCGAGGAUUGAGAAUACUUGGACCUAGGGGUUCAAUUUUAGAGCCAUAUGUUAGUUCCUUACGAGUGUCAUGUAACUAUACCUCAACCCAACCAUCAGUUAAUUUGCAAAACUUACCACAACUUCCUGUACCAAAACUGAAUGACACUUUAAAAAAGUAUUUAAAAAGUGUUCAGCCAUUUUUAAAUGAGGAAGAGUUUGCUAAGACAUCGUCACUCCUCAAAGAAUUUGAAGCUGGAAUUGGAAAACAAUUACAGGCUUUACUGGAAAAAAGAGCUGAAAAACAUCAAAACUGGCUUGAAGAUUGGUGGCUGAACACUGCCUACCUAGAGUACAGAGACCCUGUAACUGUAUAUUCCAGCCCAGGUCUGGUCUUUCCAUUCCAAAAGUUCAAUUCUCAACAAGAUCAAUUGAAAUAUGCCGCAAAAACUAUUUUAGCUGCUUUAGAAUACAAGUCACUGAUAGACAAUAAUAAAAUUCCCGUUGAAAUGAUGGGUAAAAGUCCUUUGGACAUGGGUCAAUAUAAGAAGAUAUUUGGUACCUGUCGUAUACCAGCGGAGAAAAGAGAUAAGCUGUCGUACAAUGACUCUCAAUACAUUACUGUCAUUCAUAACAACCAUAUAUUCCAUGUUGAUGUAUGGGGUAGUGACAAUAAGAGAUUGAAUGAAAAUCAAAUUGUUGAGGCCCUUCAAAAGGUUAUGGAUCAGUCUUCAGAGGCGACCAGUGAUUGUGUUGGUGUUCUCACAUCUGAGAAUAGGGACAAUUGGGCCAAGGCAUAUCAACUUCUAUGUAAAGAAUCAAUGAACCAGUCGUCUUUGCGUGAUGUGGAGCGUAGUCUCCUCGUGCUAUGUCUGGACAAGGUGGCCGGUCUGUGGCGCUGUAACACAGUGGACGAGCGGUUCACGCUGGCCGCCGCUCACACCAUACACGGCGCGGGGGCUGACAACAACGGAGCCAACCGCUGGUUCGAUAAGACUAUACAGUUUAUUGUCGGCGCCGACGGCAUCACUGGCCUCACUUAUGAACAUUCCCCCGCUGAAGGACAGCCCAUUGCUGUAUUAACAGACUUUCUUAUUAAAUACAUAGCAGAAAAUAAACCUCAGGACUCACCGUCGUCUAGUCCAAAGGACCCAAUCCGUCUAAACUUUAACGUUUCAUCGGAAGUUAAAGACAUGAUAAAAGCAGCAAAGCAGAAUUUAGACAAACUAGCGGCCAACUUAGAUUUGGAUUGUUUCAAAUACGACCGUUAUGGCAAAAACUUUAUUAAGUCCCAGAAAAUGAGCCCUGACAGUUAUCUGCAAAUGGCCAUGCAAUAUGCUUUUUAUAGCUUGCAUAAGACCCCUGGCGCACACUACGAAUCAGCUGCGACCCGUAUGUAUGUGGGGGGUCGUACGGAGACCAUACGAUCUUGUUCGCCGGAAUCGGUGACCUUCGCGCGGGCCAUGUUGGACCCCUCGGCUUCCGCUAAGGUCAAACUGGCCGCCAUGCAGGGAGCUAUCAAAGCGCACAAGGACUACACUGUGCAGGCGCUGCAAGGGUUCGGGGUCGAUCGACAUCUACUGGGGUUGAAGUUGACGGCGAUCGAAAAUAAUAUCGAGCUUCCGAAAUUAUAUUCCGACCCCAGCUACGUUAGAAGUGCCCACAUGAGGAUUUCUACUAGUCAGGUUGCGUGCAAAGCCGAUGGAUUCAUGUGCUACGGGCCACUCGUAGCUGACGGCUACGCGACGUGCUAUAACCCCCGGGACAACGACGUGAACUUCGCCACUUCAGCAUUCACCGCGCACCCGGAUACGGCGGCACCCCGCUACAGAGCCGCGUUGACGAAAGCCCUGCACGACAUGCACGACCUGCUUCUACAUAAUACACGAUCUAAACUGUAAUAUCAUGGCUUUCGUCGUCUUCACAUCGUAUUACGUGAUUGGAUCGCCUUAAUUAUGUAUCGAUUCAAAUUUGGCCUUUCUUUUUAAUGUAUAUGAAAGUAUUUUCUGUAUGUUGUAUAUAAAAAAAUUAUGAAUAAAUCAGGGUAUUAACAUUCUAUUGUAUGACAAUAGCUAUAAUAAAACUUGUAUUAAACUGUUUGUAGUAAAUUGAAUUUCGUUCUAAGAAUAAUAUUUCUGUAACAUGAUGUAUCUGCUAAUAUAAUGAACUGCCACAGGAAUUGCAUUGUCACGUGUAGGAUGAGUAACCAUGUAACUCUGGUCAAGGAAUUAAAAAGUAUUUGUACAGGACAGUACAGUACAGUUUUGUUUACAUAUAUAAAUACAUAUAUAAUUGUUAUUUCGGCAUCGACCUUAGAAAUUUUAUAUUCAUAAAUAUAUUUUGUGUAUGAAAAUUA
Messenger RNA from Danaus plexippus (monarch butterfly), 2621 nucleotides. RefSeq names its product carnitine O-acetyltransferase-like (gene CRAT). The record is from RefSeq and is a predicted model, not a curated record. NCBI's taxonomy places the organism in Eukaryota, Metazoa, Arthropoda, Insecta, Lepidoptera, Nymphalidae. Gene Ontology annotation, biological process: carnitine metabolic process, CoA-linked. Gene Ontology annotation, molecular function: carnitine O-acetyltransferase activity. Gene Ontology annotation, cellular component: peroxisome. Bases 283 to 2166 code for a protein of 627 amino acids. The transcript is spliced from 13 exons.